Brugia pahangi is the source of this 303-nucleotide messenger RNA. The record is from the annotation of a GenBank genome assembly. Lineage: Eukaryota; Metazoa; Nematoda; Chromadorea; Rhabditida; Onchocercidae.
AUGUGGAAAAGGCAAAAUGUGCUAAAUAGGCUUAUUAAAUCAAGAAAUAAAUCACAAACGAGAAAUAUGAAUGUACAAAUGGUUGCAGCUGAGAAAUUAGCACAAUGUCCAAUAAAAAUGUUUGAUGUUUUAUUGGAUGAGAAUCAACUGGAAGAUGCAUGUGAGCAUUUAGCUGAUUAUAUGGAAUCAUAUUGGAGUACGACACAUCCGCCAGUGAAAUCACCGCCUCGAAUAAAACAAAAUCCAAUGGAAAAUCGCGGUCCAUCAACAUUAUUUACACCAUCACAAAUGAUGCAAGGUUAA